GCGCCGACAUACAAAUUAAUUAUUUUAAUGGAGUCGCAUAUCUACAUCUGAUACGGCCAUGUGCGUUUUCAAUCGGGGUUCCAAAUGAACCCACCCAAAUAAGCAUCUAGUUAGUUAAAUUCUUGUGGCGGUGUCAGUGUCCCAUCGGCAAUGAGUCCCAACACUUGGGUAAUUGAAAUGGCAUCGCAUAAAUCGCGUCUAAAUCCGCGACGCAUUUCGCCCCAACGCAUGCCGCUCUUCAAUGAUACAUUUGCUCGGCCAGAGACAGCGCCAUCGACUGCUGGUCCGCUCGAGAAUCCCGCGUUCGGGGAGAUCAGCACGAUAUUGUCGGUGCUGAAGGUGACUGGUUUGCUGCCCAUCUAUGAGCAGGUGUCCAGCUAUGAGGUUGCACCACCCACUCGGACCAACGAGUACUAUUCGUUCUUUGUGCGUGGCGUCGUCCAUGCCCUGACCGUAUUCAAUAUCUACAGCCUAUUGACACCCAAUGCGGCUCAGCUGUUCCACUCGAUGCGCGAGACGGACAAUGUGAAUCAAUGGAUUGAAAUGUUGCUCUGCAUUACCACCUAUACGCUGACGGUAUUGGUUUGCGGUCGGAAUACAAAAUACAUACUGCAGAUCAUAAACGACAUCCUCCAGCUGGAUCAGGAGGUGUUGCGUCAGUUUGGCGUUGCGCUCAGCAAUCAGUGCAAUUUCUCGAUUAAAUAUCUCGUGGUGAUUGUUUGCUGUCAGGCAUAUAUUCUAGUGAUGCGCGUCCGCGAAGUUGAGGGCAUUAUAACGCCCACUUCCUAUAUUCUGAUUGCCUUCUUUGCGAUGCAAAAUGGUUUAAGUGCCACCUACAUAGUGUUUGCAUCGGCUCUGUUGCGCAUCGUAUGCAUUCGCUUUCAGUUCGUCAAUCAGCUGCUGAAUGGAUACACGUAUGUGCAGCAGCGGAACAGGAGUCGUCGUCAGAUACGGGCGCGCAUGGAAAACUUUGCGGAGGAUUCGUUAUUCAUUUACCGCACUCACAAUCGGCUGCUACGCAUUUAUAAGAGCAUCAAUGAGUGCUGCAGCUUGAUAAUUGUGUGCUUUCUGGGCUUCUCGUUCUAUACGGUGACCACGAAUUGGUAUAAUCUCUUCGUGCAGAUCUCGAGCAACAGGGGCGGCAUCACGUCCCAAAUAAUGCAGUGGUGUAUGGCCUGGUUGUGCCUGCACAUCUCCCUAUUGGCCCUUUUGUCGCGUAACUGUGGUGCCACCACCCGCGAGGCAAAUAUCACAUCACAAAUACUGGCACGUGUCUAUGGCAAGAGCAAGGAGUUCCAAAAUAUCAUUGAUAAAUUUCUGACUAAAAGCAUUAAACAGGAGGUACAAUUUACAGCCUAUGGUUUCUUUGCCAUUGACAACUCAACGCUUUUUAAGAUCUUUUCGGCUGUGACCACAUAUUUGGUCAUAUUGAUACAAUUUAAGCAGCUCGAGGAUUCCAAAUUUGAUGAAGAGACUCAUGUCGACACUUAAAGAUCUACACUAUUUCAUUUGUAUUUUUUUAGCUACAUAUUUAUUACGAUUACAAAUUCUUACGUCAAUUUUACUAAUUGCAUAUUUUAAUUAAUAAACUCAUUAGAUCCGACAAAU
Messenger RNA from Drosophila grimshawi, 1608 nucleotides. It is a transcript of the gene Gr32a, whose product is annotated as gustatory and pheromone receptor 32a. Gene Ontology annotation, biological process: sensory perception of taste. Gene Ontology annotation, cellular component: membrane; dendrite; axon. Lineage: Eukaryota; Metazoa; Arthropoda; Insecta; Diptera; Drosophilidae. The transcript is spliced from 5 exons. The coding region runs from base 151 to 1491 and encodes 446 amino acids. The record is from RefSeq and is a predicted model, not a curated record.